Canis lupus familiaris (dog) is the source of this 3565-nucleotide messenger RNA. RefSeq names its product SVOP like (gene SVOPL). Bases 1648 to 3138 code for a protein of 496 amino acids. The record is from RefSeq and is a predicted model, not a curated record. Gene Ontology annotation, molecular function: transmembrane transporter activity. NCBI's taxonomy places the organism in Eukaryota, Metazoa, Chordata, Mammalia, Carnivora, Canidae. Gene Ontology annotation, biological process: transmembrane transport. Gene Ontology annotation, cellular component: membrane. The transcript is spliced from 15 exons.
AGACACCUUUUCUUUUUGCCUGGGGCUAAGCUUCAUAGGAUUAGGAACUUUCUCAUGAAUUUUUACUGCAGGUGGGAAAGCAAGGGUAAUGUUCUCUGUGUGGACGCGAGGGCGGGCCCAGUGUGGCUGUCUGCAUUGUUAAAUCCUGUGGAAUGAAGUGUGACAACAUGACAUCAUCAGCGUCUGUUUGCUGGAUACACAUUAUGCUGCAGGAACUGGAGAAAAAGAUUUUAGGUUUGAGAAAGUUCUGGAAAACAGCUUGCCAGAAAGGAGGCCGCCAGACAGUCUUCCCUGACACUCUCUGGAUCUGUUGGCCCUGAACCCAUUUCUAUCACUCCUGGAUUGGCAAAGUCCUAAGAGCCAGGUGUAGAGAAAUACAUGUGUCAUCAACUAUUUAGCCUGAGUGACCAUUAUCCAAGUUAAUCACAGUCUUCAUGGUAACUAUACCAGUAGAAUUAAGCAUUGUUAACAUUGGUACAGCGUUUUACAGUUUACAGGGUACUUUAAAAUAUAUAUAUAUAUAUUAAUUAAAAAUUUUUUAAGGUAGACUCUACACUCAACAUAGGAAUCGUACUCCCGACCACAUGAUCUAGAGACACAUGCUCUUAUGACUGCACUAGCCAGACGCCCCACAGGGCACUUUCUACAGAAUAUCUUGUUCUAAAGAUUCCAGAAUAUCUGACCAAAUCCAAACUUACCUUUUGGACAGAUCUCUAUUUUUUUUAGCCUCCUCCUGCCCCUCCACAUGGUGGGAUUGACUGGUGCUCACAGAACUGUCAUUGCUCACAUCCAAGAAAGCUUCCAUGCCACCUUCUUUGUCAAUGUCAUGAAUUGUCUAGCACAAUUUAAGGCACAAUGAAUGAGAUGCUCAACAAAUGUUCAGGGAUUAAAGCAAGUGGACCUAAGAAUGAUCAUUGAUAGCUCAUGUAUCCUCAGGUAGGAAGUGGGGUUAGUGAUCUCCACCCCUCUGGGUUGUGGAAGGUGAGUGUCAGACACCGGGCAUGGACCAGGUGCUCAGCCAGUGACAUGGCCUGAAGGGAAGAACGGUCAGAAACAACAUGUAAGUGUUUAUGUCUGGAGAAGCCAAGUCACUGGGCAGUUAGUUUCUAGAUUCUCAGCUCAUCACUGCCCUUCUCACUACCUAAAAAUAUGCUGUGCUUAGACAGGUCACCAGCUUUUUGCCCUUUAAUUCUAAGCAGUGAUGGCUUUGAGAAAAGAUUUGAAAGGGCAAAGCUUCCUUCUACCCCUUGCUUAGACCCCCUCUCUUCCAGGAGUCUCCAUGGCCUUCCUAAGAACUGCUAGUUUUCUCUAAGUUUUGGAAUCCUCCUUCCAUCUCAAUGAGAGAUGUAAUUUCCCCUUUAAAAAGGGAUUGGGUAAAGAGCUACAGGAAAGGGGGUGUUACCUGGAUGUCACUCACUUGUGCAGGAUGCACGAUUGCUCUUUAAGAAAUUCUGUUCACAGAACUGAGCCAAAAGGGGAGGAGAAGACCUGGGGGCUGGGCUUCUUGAUCUGGUUAGUCCAGAAGCCCCUCCAGGGGCCAACAGGGAUCUAACUGCUGUGUGAGCAAAAGAACCUGAAACUGGAAAGCUUUCCAAGGAAUAUACAGAGGGAAGCCAAGCUGUGUGGGGAACUGGGACCAUUUAGAAGAUGGCAACCAAGCAGACAGAGUCGGUCACCAUCAUUAGCCUCCGGAAGCUGAGCCUAGAGACCCGAGAGCCACCACCAAAAGAGUCAAAGACAUUCACUGUGGAAGAUGCUGUGGAGACCAUUGGAUUUGGACGUUUCCACAUUGCCCUGUUUCUGAUCAUGGGCAGCACUGGGGUUGUUGAGGCCAUGGAGAUCAUGUUAAUAGCAGUCGUGUCUCCUGUCAUCCGCUGUGAAUGGCAGUUGGAGAAUUGGCAGGUGGCAUUAGUGACCACGAUGGUGUUUUUUGGCUACAUGGUAUUCAGCAUCCUCUUUGGCCUCCUGGCUGACAGAUACGGACGCUGGAAGAUUUUGCUCAUCUCAUUCCUGUGGGGAGCCUACUUCUCCUUGCUGACCUCUUUCUCUCCCUCCUACAUCUGGUUUGUCUUCCUGAGGACAAUGGUGGGCUGUGGUGUGUCUGGCCAUGCACAAGGGCUAAUCAUAAAGACUGAAUUUUUGCCUACAAAAUACCGAGGCUACAUGCUCCCCUUGUCUCAGGUUUUCUGGUUGGCUGGCUCCCUGCUUAUAAUCGGCCUGGCCUCUGUGGUCAUCCCCACCAUUGGGUGGCGAUGGCUCAUCCGCAUCGCCUCCAUUCCCGGCAUCAUCCUCAUCUUGGCCUUCAAGUUUAUCCCUGAGUCUGCUCGCUUCAACGUCUCCACUGGGAACACUCAGGCUGCCCUGGCCACACUGCAGCGCAUUGCCAAGAUGAACCGCUCGGUCAUGCCGGAGGGGACGCUGGUGGAGCCCAUCCUGGAAAAAAGAGGAAGAUUUGCAGACCUGUUGGAUGCUAAAUAUUUACGGACCACGUUACAGAUCUGGGUCAUAUGGCUGGGAAUCUCCUUCGCCUACUACGGGGUCAUACUGGCCAGCGCCGAGCUGCUGGAGCGGGACCUGGUGUGUGGCUCGCGGUCCGAGGCCGAGGUGGUGGUGACCGUGAUGGACACGGAGGAGAGCCAGAGCCCCUGCCACUGCCACAUGUUUGCUCCCUCCGACUACAGGACCAUGAUCAUCAGCACCAUUGGCGAAAUUGCUCUGAAUCCUGUCAAUAUCCUGGGCAUUAAUUUCCUGGGAAGACGGCUGAGCCUUUCUAUCACCAUGGGCUGCACAGCUUUGUUCUUCCUUCUCCUCAACAUUUGCACAUCGAGCGCUGGCCUGAUUGGCUUCCUCUUCAUGCUGAGGGCUUUGGUGGCGGCCAACUUCAAUACCAUCUACAUUUAUACUGCUGAGGUCUACCCCACGAUGAUGCGUGCUUUGGGGAUGGGGACCAGUGGCUCCCUGUGUCGGAUUGGCGCGAUGGUGGCACCAUUCAUAUCCCAGGUUCUUAUGAGUGCAUCAUUCCUGGGUGCCCUGUGUCUUUUCUCAUCGGUCUGUGUCAUAUGUGCCAUUUCUGCAUUUACUCUCCCCAUUGAGACCAAAGGACGGGCCCUGCAGGUAAGUGAUGCAGAAAUCUCUUAAGUUUUCUCAACUUCCAUCUUGUGACCAAAGGAAAUGCACUUGGAGUAUGGAAGUUCUUUGAAGCAGACAAGACAUCCGGGUGUGUGCUAACACAAUGCUACUUGUUCAACACGUUCCAGUAAAAAUACCUGGGUAUCCAGUUUUUUUGCAUGUAACUUUGAGCAGUACUGAAAUGAUUCACUCCAAAUCUUUGCUAAGCCCUUGAAAGAGGGUAUUUAUAGUGUGAUUUUUCUGAAUGAGGUCUCUAUUACACUAGAAUUAACAAAGCUACCGAUGGCAUUGUCAGGUACACAAGGGUAAAUGCUAGGGUCUGAAUUCCUUACAAGUUUAUUAAGAAGUCUAUUACUAGUCUCUAAUGCCAGACAGCUGAGGAUGAAUGGAGAAGGCUAUCUUCUGCUUAAAUGUACUGAUCUACUAAAUCACUUCU